AUGAUUGGUGAUCGUAGAAUACGGUUAGGUGCAGAAAAGAUUUAUAAAUUGAUGUUUCUACGAAAAAAGUUAACUUUACUAAAAACUAUGUUCGAUUUGAAAAACGACUCGACGUCGACAACAACUGUGUCAAAAAGAAAAUCUAUUGAUGCAUUUGAAGAAGAUAAUGAUGAUCAUUAUGGUAUUUUCAAGAAAGUUAAAGCCGAUGAAGAAGAUGAAUAUGAUUUAUUAAGUGACGAUUAUGAAAGUGAUAAAGAAAAUUCAGAAGCAGAACAAGUGUUUUAA
This is a messenger RNA of Rotaria socialis, 285 nucleotides long. Lineage: Eukaryota; Metazoa; Rotifera; Eurotatoria; Philodinida; Philodinidae. The record is from the annotation of a GenBank genome assembly.